AGGUGCUCGGCUUUAGCGUGAUACUCACGCCCCCCACGUGUGAACAGUAUGGGCACCUACCAGUGAGUGUGCCAGCAAGCCCUCUCUACAGUGAAACUAUUGAGGUGACGGCCAUACCCCGCCACCUCCCCCAUGGCAAUAUCAACUUCCUGUUCCCUGGAAGGAGCUGGGAACCACAGCACCAGAGAGACAUGUUGACCUCUGGCGGACAAAGCAACCAUUUUGGUUGGUGACUGAGGUGGCCGACUUGGUGCCUAAGGGCAGCUUUGAUCUAAUAAAACUGAGCUGGGAGGAAACUGAGGCAGCAGCCCAUUGUGCACUAAAGAGCGGGAAGAGGUAUCGGCUUGUCACUAUGGAAACAGCAACCAGUGCUAAUAACUGCCAUCAGCUGGACCAGUCAGUAGACCACCUCUUGGUCACUAAGAUGGGUGCUGUGUUGGGUUUGAAGGGAGGAAGGCAGGAACAAGACAGCCGUCCGGUCACUGGGGAGAACAUGUGGGUUUUUGGGGUAGUCCUGUUGAUCAACAGCGAUAUACUGGGGUACAGUAAGGGAGAACACGACAAAUUGGGCCUGCCACAGCUGGUGGCAGGCAUCUUAGCUGUCCUAAAAACCGCACAGAGCACAAGGGAAGGCAGGUCCUGGGAAGUGCCACUGAAUACUAAGAAAAUCCUCAGUCCACAUCUGUCCUCUCACAGUGGUAAGUUCCAGCUUCCUCCUAAAACAGGAAGUUCCUCCUGCCCCUUUCUCCACAGGGUAAGAACCAUCCACUUCCCAUGCCCCCACGCCCACCCCCACAACCUCCCCAGACUAAGCCACUUGGAAUUCCAGCCAGACCACUUCCUAUUUCAGGAGUGCGACUUCCUGUCCUGGAUGAAGGCACUUCCAGUUCCUGCUGCACUCCUCUGCCACCUUCCAGGCCAUUUCUGUCCAGGCCUGGUCACUUCUUGUCUGGAGCGAGUCACUUCCCAUCUGAUGCCCACCCGGGCAUCAGAUCAAGUCCAUAAAGUCCCCACUGGUUCGCAUCUUGCUAUCAGCCACUGGACACAACAGGACACUUCUUCUCACGGUAGUGGUUGUCACCCAACCACCCCAAAUGGCUGGAGUAAGUACACAGAAGGGCAGGGAAAGAGGCCCUGUGCCCGGAGCCAGAAUUUUCCCCCAAAAGCCCCCGUUUUGGGUAGACUGAGGGGGGCAGUUAAUAUGAAAAGUUGGGAAGGGCCAAGAGCCGAGGGGAGAGAUGCUUUGAUGCCCCAACCCAGGACACGUGUGAGAGGCACAGGACAAGAAGCCAAGAGGGUAAAGGAGAUGUAAGGAGCAGGGUGGUAGGGAAGAGGGAGAGAACAGACCUAGAGACAGGAGAGAGAGAAUAAGAGAUAGAGAAAGAGAAAAACUGUGAGAGGCAGAAAGAGGUGCCAACCAAAAGACAGACAGUCCCCAGCCCUACUCUGGGUGGGCGAGGGAACAGGACACCUGUGUCAUGGUUAAAGGAGGCUGAGCCUGUGCCCCCUUCCCCAAGAGGCAGAGACCAGAGGAGUGCCCACAGCCGUCCGGGGGGGGAGGGGGCAGGAAGAGGUGGAGUCAAGUCUUAAGGGAUCCUAAAACUGCGGACGGACGAGGGCUAUAGCCAGGAGGAACCAAGGAGCUGGUGGGGCAAAGGGGGCCAAGGUUAUGGCGCAGGUGCCCCUCAUCCCAUGAAUUAAACUGGAGGAGCACCCCAUGGAGGGCUGGAUUGAGGAAAGCCAGGAGGGAGGAGCCCUCAUACCUUGUAGUAGAUGUUUGGAGGGCUCUGAGGAGGGCCAUCCUGUACAAUGUACACAGGGUGCCCAUAGUCACCACUCACCUUCUCAUAGUGGGGGCAGAAGGGGGGAUCUGCAGCCCCACCACCCCGCAGGGCUAUUCCUAGCUCCCCAGGCUCAGCCUCCCGAGGUCCCAUCCCCCC
This is a messenger RNA of Peromyscus eremicus (cactus mouse), 1940 nucleotides long. RefSeq lists its product as uncharacterized. Bases 353 to 1312 code for a protein of 319 amino acids. The record is from RefSeq and is a predicted model, not a curated record. Lineage: Eukaryota; Metazoa; Chordata; Mammalia; Rodentia; Cricetidae. The transcript has 2 exons.